CUGCACCUUGAAUUGAGCACUGUAUGCCUCUUUCUCUCCCCCUUCCCUUACCAAUGGAUGAGGAGCAGCAAGCAUCACUUUUAUGUAGCCUUUUCCCUUCUCCUGUUUAUUUGAGUGUCUGAUGUUGAGGCUUCAGCAGCGCAAGGAAGCAUAGGCGUCGUCACCCACUUUGCCACUUUGCCAAAGGAGUGACUGAAUCGAUGGUGUUUUAUGCUGGCAAAAUCACAUGGAGUGUUCUUCCUGAAGAGUCUGUACAGUUCGCAUCCUGUAGACAGAGGGUGAAAUCAAAAAGGGAAUUUUUUUCCAGCCACCUGCAGAGAGAAAGAGGAAGCAAAAGCCUUUCUGUAAUUCCCGAAACCAGGAUGCUGGAUGUAGUUAAAAUCUGCGGCUAAGUGCCUUUGCCAGCUGUGAAGCAUCCCGGGCAGAUCUGAAAAGUGCUUCAGCUGUCAUUAGCAAGGUGUAGCAUCUUUCCCUGAACCAUUUGGCAAAGUCUAGGGAUUGUUUAUUCCUCAAGCCCGCUACCCCACAACCCCUAACUGGUAUGUAAUUCGUGCAGUCGCGCUUUACACAUUUGAGGGCAAACCCAAGUUGACUUUUCGGCUGGAUGAAGCUGUCUCGCAUCAGUUUUGCGAAGGUUCCAGCGUCGCUUUCGAUGGCAAAUUGCCAGAGCCUUUAAAAACCUUCCAUCAAGGCAUUGAUUCCAGGGUGAAAUGACAUUUAAUCCAAGUGCAGGCCCAGCCAAUCACAGCAGCUCCCUCUUAACAUCACUUCCAAUCCCAGGACGAUCUCUCCAUUCACCAUUGGACAUCAAGCACUUCCUGACCUUCCGCCUCAAUGGGACACCCCCGCUCAACCUUUUCCCCAACUUCAACGCGAUGGAUCCUGUACAGAAGGCAGUGAUCAACCAUACGUUUGGUGUACCCAACCCACUCAAGAAGAAGCAGUUCAUCUCUUGUAAUAUUUGCCAUCUCAGAUUCAACUCUGCGAAUCAAGCUGAGGCACAUUAUAGAGGCCACAAACAUGCCCGGAGACUCAAAGCCAUUGAAGCAGCAAAGAAUAAGCACAAGACGGCUGACAGUAACAGCAGCCAAGAAAAACCAGCUGAUUUUGAUACCGCACUACAUCUCAACGGAAACACCACCAGCAGCAGCAGCAAUGGAGCACAACCCAAUGGCCUACUCAGCUUGAACCAGCCAACAGCAGACAACUGCAGCCUCAUGAUGAUGUCCCCAGCAGAGGAGUCAUCUGCCAAGCUAGCAAGUGGCAUUUUGCCCCUCGCCUCCCCACCAGCUUCAGAGCCUUCGGAAGGAGCUCCGGACACUGCAAGUUUGGCAUCAUCGUCUGCAGCUGCUGGAGCUGAGACUCCAGCUACUGAAUCAGGCCAGACAACCAGCUCAGCACCAGAAAUGGAGAAGGAGGGAAAGAAAAGUAAGCAGCACCUGUACUGUCCAACUUGCAAAGUGACAGUCAACUCUGCCUCUCAGCUGGAGGCACAUAAUUCUGGAGCAAAGCACAAAUCAAUGUUGGAAGGUCAGGCCAUUUUGCCAAGGCGAAGUAGGGGGAAGGUCCUCUCUCGUGUGGGGCACAAGCCCAAACGGAUUGGCAGCAAAGGUAGCCUUGGCAUCCAAAACAAGGCCUUCCAGUGUCAGGUGUGCGAGAUCUAUGUCAAUUCAGAAACCCAGCUCAAUCAGCACAUGAGCAGCAGGCGGCACAAGGAUAGGCUUGCAGGAAAGCCUCCCAAGCCUAAAUACAGUCCCUAUAGCAAAAUGCAGAAGAAUACGGCCCUGGCAGUGAGUAUUCUCAAGUCCAAACUGGCCCUCCAGAAGCACCUUACAAAGACCUUGGCCGCACGAUUCCUGCCAAGCCCGCUCACCCCAGCUACCAUGUGUGCUCUCCCCAGCCCACUGACACUUCGACCAGCUGCCACGACCCUCUUCCAAGCUCCCAUCUUUGGACCAGCGCUUUUCCGAACCCCACCAGGCCCAGUGCGAGCAGCAACAGGCCCCAUCGUCUUUGCCCCCUACUAGAGAACUUCAGCACCAGUUACUUCACCAGUAUGGUGAAAAACAAGGGAAGGGGGUACAUGGGAAUUUGGGGAGGGAGGGGUGUCUUACCAGGGCUGUGUUUGGACUGAGCAAACAUGAAUCAGAAUCUUUCAACUGUUUUAAUGAGCCAUCGUUUUGUUUCUGCCUGCUUUUGCCUGAUUUAUUAACUGGAAAAAAUACUUGGUUGAAAAACAUCCCCACCCCACUCCAAAUUAGUCUUCCUGUUAAUGUUCAACAAUGCCACAAUGCACCCAGCUUCCUGUUUAUUCAGAUGUUGUGGCAGGACAAGAAAUGUUGGAGGUACAGUACAGCGAGCCCUUGGAACCUCCAACCUCAUUGAUACCAAAAUCCAUAGAUGCUCAAGUAUCAUUAUAUACAAUGUUAUAGUGGGAUAACGUUCCUUAUAUACAGGGUAGCUAUGAUCCAGAAGUCAGAUGAGUUUCACUAAAUUGGAAUUUAUGGGUGGAUAACUGAAGGAUAAACCAGACAUGGUGUGGGAGUUCUCUACAGAGCACCUACUGUCUUAAAAAAAAAAACAGAUGUGUGUCAGUCAGAUCUGGAUAGGAUCAGCAAAGGAAUCAUAACCUUUCUCCUGAUGCCUUGGCUGUGAUUCAGCUCACCCACAUCCUACAUGCAAAUGGCUGCCUUUUGAAUAAAGAAAGAAUAAAGUGGACACCUCAUCAUGUCCACUUGACCCUAGAACGUGCCCAAAGUGAUGCCAUUCAAGAUAGAAUUUUCUAUUUUUAUAAAGAGACACUAAGAUAUGUUUAGUGAAGAAACUGAUAUAGUUCUUCAAGAGGAAUAAAAGUAUGGGGGACUUAUGGCAAUAUGUGUAUUUCUCAUGCCAAAAAUUAUUUCUUUUGGGAAAAUGUUGUGAUCUAAAUCCUGCCCUGCUUUAAACCUUAAUGUUUAAUCCCAAAAUGAAAGCAAAACUCUGCAUGACUGAAAGCCUGUAUUCUGGUCCUUGAUGUGGGUGAGGUAGGGGGAGGAAUGAUGCAUAGCUUUGACCAGGAAUGGUACAGGCCAGACCUUGGCAUUUAAAAUAGUUUCUUAAAUUAUUUUUUCUCCAGCUUUGGAAAGAGUGCAAUUUACAAUUUAGAUAUGUUGAGGCAAAAGAGGAGCCACAGAUAGGAUUCUUUUGGAUCUUAGAGACAUUUUCCCUGUGCAUGGCAUUCCUGUUCACUUCUUUUGCUGUAGUGAACAUUGAACAAUGUGAUGGGAAGACAGGAGAGUAUCAAAACUCUGCAUCAGGAACCCAGGAAUGUCCAUCUGAGGCCUUUGGAUGUUCAGUAGUGUUUCCUCCAUGUUGGCUAUUAUUAGCACAUUACUGUAGCAUAGAUUAGCCUCUAGCUCACACAUGUAAUAUGCAAGGUCCACAGACCAAAUCUGGCCUGUCAUAUCAUUUAAUGUGGCCCGCGAGGCUUUCAAUGCCUGUGCAACAUAGUUAAGUUUAUACAGUCUUGCAAUUGCAAAUGGUCCUUUUAAAACUCCAUAAGGCUGAUAUGACCCUCUGUGAAAAUGGGUUUGACACCCAUGGUCUAGCUGGUGUGUUGGAAAGAAAGAUUAAUGCCUGUGUUUAUAGGUUUGUGUCUUUUAGCUGGAAGGCAAAAGUUAGGGUUUCAGUUAGGGUUGGGCAAUUUGUGGCCCUCCAUAUCUUGUUGCACUGCACCUCUGAGCCAGCAGAAGUCAUGAUGCUGAGAGUUGAAAUCCAAGAACUGCUUGGAGGGCCACAUAUUCCUCAUCCCUGGUUUAAAUAGUAGAUAUUGUUGAAGUGUAGUGCUACCCGGAUUUCAACUUUCAGAUACAAAAUGUAUUAGAUGGGAAUUUAAUUCUAUGGGAACACUUUACUAAGAGCAAUUGCAGGAUGAUACUUAGAGUUUUGUAUUCAUCUCAGAUACUUUAUGGAGCAAUUUCCUUCAUACUGCAAAAUGUGUCAUUGGUUCACAUGAUCUUAACCCCUUAACCUGCACAGCACAUUGUUCUAGAUCAGUAGUUCUAAACCUGGGGUCCCCAGAUGUUUUUGGCCUUCAACUCCCAGAAAUCCUAACAGCUGGUAAACUGGCUGGGAUUUCUGGGAGUUAUAGGCCAAAAACAUCUGGGAACCCUAGGUUGAGAAACACUGCUCUAGAUUAUGUUUUGCAGGACCAUGCUUCUAGUUCAUGACAUGCUAGAUUAUUUAGAUCACUUCAACAAGCGUAAUCCACCUGCUAAAGAACAAGGAUGGGAACCAUUUGGGGCCCCCAGGUGUUUUGGACUGCUGUUCCUUUCAUUCCUUACCAUUUCUAUCCUGGCUGGAGCUUCUUGGACCUGAAUAAGUUCAAAAUAUGUAAGACCGAAGGUUCCCCACUCUAAUUGCAUUGAAAGCAAUGGUGAAAAGACUCACCAAUAUCAUUUACAAUAUGAUUACAGGGAUUUGUUCAAAGUGUCUUUCAAAGUUCACAAUUAAAGCAUUUUGAUACCACUUUAACUGACAUGUUCCUGUCCAGUGGAAUCUUGAGAUUUAUAAUUUGGAGAAGUAUUUAGAAUUUUCAGCCAGAAUGUUCUAGGGCUUCACCAAACGCUUUGGAAGUUAAAGUACAAUAUAGAACUGUAGUUGUCUGGUGUGAAAAUGACAACACUACUUGUGGCAAUUAGAUGUGAUCAAAGCAUGAACAAAAGCUACCUGUUCUGGCUUCCUCAUAGAAAAUGUCAUGACACUUUCCAGCUCUAAGAUUCUAUAAUUAUCAGCUUCUACUUAUGAUAAUCCUUAAUACUCAUAAAAAGAACAGCUCGGGUAGUUGUUUGAUCAUGUAUACCUUUUAACAGGUGGACAUCAAGCAUUAUGUUGAAACCAGUCUUAAUUUGUUGUUGUUCACUCGCACAGAUCUAUUUUGCUGUUUGAGGAGAUCCUGUGUGUAAGUCCAGAGCCCUUCCAAUAUUCCAGGAAAAGCAAAUCCAUGGAAACCAUCUUAUUUAAGGUAUACAGCAGAUGGGGUGGGACAUCUGAGAGCUGUAAGCUUACUUUUGAAACCAAUAUGGGUAUGUACAGUUGAGUAUUUUACCAAGUAAAACAGCAUGCAUGUAGAUACACACCUAAUAGCUAGGCAUCCCACAAAGUGCUGAGAGAAACCUUAUCUGAGCUGAGCAUAUGAUCAGAAAUCAAGUCGGCAGCAGCUGAGGAUACUGAUGUCAGUUGUGUCUCUUUGGCUUUGAGUCAGGGAUAUCCAAAGUAUUGAACCUAAUUUAGGGAUUGAGUUCAGCAUUUUGAGUCACUACUCUAAGGUUUGGAGUAAAACUUGGAGUGGAUUCACCAAACCCCAUUGCAUCCACCAGUCACCGAUUCCAGGGAAGGAGAAAGAGAGAACAGGAAAAUUCUCCUGCCAUAUAGUAACCAAUAUAGACAAUCGGUUUACUGAGCAGUGACAGCACACAGUACUACGAGUAGUACAUAAGUACGGAAUAACUCAUAAAUUAGGAAAUCCUUUCCGGCUAGCCAGACAAUCAUGUAUUAAAGAAAGAGUCACCUAAAACAGUUAUAAUUAUUUUUGAUCUUGAAGAGUCUGCAGACCUUGUAAUCCACACUUUUUUGAUACUAUGGCCUUUCUGCUUACUCCCUUCCCUGCCAAAUGGUAGGCUCAUUGCAGUUGCUCUCUCUGUGUAUUCCACCUUCUUGUUCAACCCACUAAUGUCAAGCUAUAAAGCCAGUGGUCAUUCUGAUUGGGGGAUUCAGGAAGCUAUAGUCCAAAAAAGUAACUUUUCCAAAAAUUGGAAACAUGACACUAUUCCCCAAGAUGAGUGAGAGAAAGACAGAAAGGGAUCUUUCCUGGGACUAUCAGACAGAGCAAAUAAAUAAUUAUAAUUAUCUAUUGUAAUAGAUAAGCAUGAGUUCCAUGCUUUCUGAGUCUGUCUUCGACUCUCCUGGAAAUUCCUUAGAAUUGCCUAGACUAAAUAUCGCAACACCAAAGUGGCAUUUUCUUUCACGGUAUACAAUAAAUAGUCAGCCCUCCACAUUCACUGGGAUUAGAAGCAGAGGACAGAACUACUGCAAAAAUGAAAAACCACACAAAUAUCUAGGUUCUCCAGCAUGAGAUCAACUUCUGCUGGAGAGGAGUUCGAUCUAUGAGCCUCUGGGUCCUACAGCAUGCUGGUGGAAAUUGAUGAUAGAAUUGCACUGGAAAACCUAGAGAGACUCCAAGAAAGAACGUUUUAAUCAAAUCAUUUAAUAAUCAAAUCCACAAAUCUGGAAGGCUGACUGUACUUUACCUUUGUUCCCCAAAAUAAUUUUUGGGUGGUGCUGAAAUCAAAAUGGCCACACGAUCAAAUCAUUAGCCACCCUCAUCUAUGCAAAAUAUUAAGGGAAUUGGCUUGAUUCUUCUUUGACUUUCAUACCUGUUUCAGAUUAUACACUUGUGUUUUUUCUUACACAGAUGACACACAGAUGGAAACUAUAUGUAUACAUGAGACAAAAUUCUUCUUCCUGCUGUAGUCGUUUUAUUAUGGAUGUAAAAUGUUCCCUUUCUGCCACAGAAUAGUAACAUCAUUUCUAUUUAUUAUAUCGAGAAUCAAAUGUAUGUAGGUCAGCAUCUUGUUUGUGAUAUUGCAAGCGUAAGUCCAAAUUACACUUGUGUAUGUUCUCUUUGUAUGUGUGUUUUUGUGGGGGUUGGCAUUUUCUUCUUUACCUUGCAGUGGCCAAAGCCAACUCAAGAUUCAUUAUUUUGUUGCAAGAGACCUCUAUGGCUAUUCAGUGGCUAGUAGAGGGGGGGAGAUCAGGGAAGCAUCUGGCAAUAACCGAUAUGCAACAUCAUUUACUAAGACGACUGAGGGGCCCUGUCUCUUCAGAUGUCAUCAUUGUAUAUGUAUGCUAUGAGAGCACAACUGAAUGUUUCUCUGGAUUACUCCACUUUCUUCCACCCAAUGAAUGGCCAGUGUGAGGGGGUCACCAUGAAACAGUGAGAUGUGGGGCUAAUUAAAGGGAAGCGGUAGUAAAAUUAUAGCACUCAGUGCACCAUAGCUCAACUUGCUAUAGUGUCAGCAGGUAGGAGCCUGAGUAACAUUAGUGAUUGUAGGAUGGGAGAAAUCUGGUCUAUGGGGGACAAUGUAGCAGGAAGAUCUUCCUCUAAAUUGGUUUUUGUAUGACUAAGGCACUAGUCAAAGCUCAGACCAACCUACAAGAAGCUGCAAACAGGUCUAAUCUUUCCCUGUCCUUUUCUCUAGUCUUGGGAAGUUCAGAGAGAUCUCUUCAGCUAUGAUGGGAAACUUGAGUCCCUGGAUAUAUCGUGACUCUACAAUGACCAUCAUCUCUAAUCAUUAGCCAAACCAGAUCAUGGGAGCUGGGGAUCAGCAACAUCUGCAUGGUGAUACAGUAGAGUCUCACUUAUCCAACACUCGCUUAUCCAACGUUCUGGAUUAUCCAACGCAUUUUUGUAGUCAAUGUUUUCAAAAUAUCAUGAUAUUUUGGUGCGAAAUUCGUAAAUACAGUAAUUACUACGUAGCAUUACUGUGUAUUGAACUACUUUUUCUGUCAAAUUUGUUGUAUAACAUGAUGUUGUGGUGCUUAAUUUGUAAAAUCAUAACCUAAUUUGAUGUUUAAUAGGCUUCUCCUUAAUGCCUCCUUAUUAUCCAACAUAUUCGCUUAUCCAACGUUCUGCCGGCCCGUUUAUGUUGGAUAAGUGAGACUCUACUGUACUUGAAAUUUCCUGGUGGAAUUUGAAUGACUCUACAUGUCUUCCCUGGGCAUCCAUUACACAUUCUUGAAAUGAAAUCUACACAAAAAAAUGCACAUCCCAAAUGGAAUAAAUAAAUGAAGCAAACUAAUGAACAUUUGCAUAAUUCAGGGCUAUUUCUGACUGGAGGUUUUCUUGUGGGGAUGGGAGGAGGAGGAAGCAAUCAUAAAAACCCCAAAUCAAGAUAUUCCCCACUGUGUUCCCAGCAGUUGUGUUGUCAGUAGCCUCCUGUUGCCACAAACAGAACAGAAGCAUCCCACUGCUCUUUGGCAAACACCCCACUUCUCAGCACAAAACAAAAUCAACUUCUUUCAGGUUUGUUGAUGUUGCUUUGCCUGUAGAAAACUAGGGGGCAUACAUGUUUUCCCUGGGCCUUUGUUGAAUGCUUCUAUGUAUUCAACUGCUCUUCAGCAUUAAAGAGUAAACAGACAGAAACAGCACCAAAAUAUCAUGAUGUAUUGAAAACAUUGACUACAAAAAUGCGUUGGAUAAUCCAGAACGUUGGAUAAGCGAGUGUUGGAUAAGUGAGACUCUACUGUAUAUACUGUAUGCCAUAUUCUUACUUUUCCUCUUCUCCUUCUCGGCGUCUCUUUUUCCCCCUUGCUUUGCCCCUACCCUGUAUAAGGGUUAGACUCUUGCUUUUGUUCUUUUCUUUGAUAAAAGGCAGCUCAUCUUCUGAAGAAACAGUGGCCAUGGUGUGUUCAUAGCUGUGCUUUCUUUCUAGAACCAGUGGUCCUGUUUCUUUCAUUAAUUGUGAUACUAUCUUUGAAAGCAACAGUCUUGACGAACUUUGUUUCUCUAAAGGCGCAUUUUGACAAGCCAGAAUAGCAGUGCCAGUCCGGAGUGGGGUACUCUGGAUCAGCAUCACUGGAAGCUACACUCCAUGCCCCAAACUGGGUCAGGAACUGGAUGCUGGUUGCACAGAAUAGCCCCGAGCUGGUCUGGCUGCUGGAUGGUAGCCACAGGACCAAGCUGUGCCAGAACUGGUUCAGUGCUGCUUGCUCGCGAUCUUCACCUUGCCCCUUUUGAUCUGGCAUUUAUGGGCACAAAAAUGGAACUGGAUACUUCUCGACAUCUGGAAUGAUAAGAGAGUUGGAAUCAUUACCUGCUUUCCCCCUCCCUUCUCUGGUCACCUUUUUUGCUCUGGAUAUCAUCACUCCAGGCACUGAGCAAUGUCCAGCUCAAUUUUUGUGCCUAGUGGGCACUUCAAAUGGCACAUCGAGGGGGCAAGCCUGGGGAAAGCAGAAUAGCACUGUUGCCAACUGUGUCCAGUUCCCAAAUAGGAAGCAGCACAAUUGAUAACACUUGCUUAAAGUCACGGUUUCCUCUGGACUUUUGGACAGGCUCUGUUAAACCAGUUCAAUGCCGCACCAAUUGGCCUUGGCCCUCAUUAAGCCAGAUCAACUCAGCGCAUCGUGCAACUGCUGCAUAACUGAUUUGCCCCUUCUUUGAGUUAAAUGCCAGUAAAGAUGCACCUUUCGUUUCAAUACAAUCCUAAGUGUGAGAAUUAUACAUGCCUCUGGAAGUUGUUGAACUACAGUUCCCAGCAUUCUUCACUAUAGGCUAUAUUGGCCAGAACAGUUAUGGGUUGCAGUCCAACAUCCUCUAGAUCAGUGGUUCUCAACCUAGGGUCCCCAGAUGUUUUUGGCUUUCAACUCCCAGAAAUCCUAACAGCUGGUAAACUGGCUGGGAUUUCUGGGAGUUGUAGGCCAAGACACUUGGGGACACACAGGUUGAGAACUACUGCUCUAGAUGACCCCCAACCACUUUGUAAUGCUGAAGAUUAUGAGUAUGUCAUUUUUUAAAUAGCUGAAGCAGUAUGUUGAUUGAGAUGUAGAAUUAAACACUCAAAAAGGGUUUUAAAAAACAAGCACUGUGGGAAGCAGUCAUCAUUUUAGAGGAAGCAUUCUCCACCUGUCUAAUACAAGAUGCAUGUGCAUCUUCUAAUGGCAUGGUAUGUUUUGUCUCUAUGUGUUUGCAAAUUUAUGCACAUUUGAUUGAUAACCAUCAUAAAAUUUAUUUGACUGUGUGGCAGUUUAAAGAUUACCCUUCUGCUUGUAAUGUGCAUUGUCCUGCCUGAAGAGAGGCAUAUUGAAGUAUGGAGAUGAUCUAGUCACUUUUGUGGACUUGUGAGGUUGCCCUAAUAACUGGGUUACAGAUAUAAUUUACAGCUUGCUUUAAUUCGUUACUGCAGUUAACAAUCUAAUGAACAUUCCUUAGUAGACCACAUGACAUUGCAAAUUAUCCUGUGAGGCAAACUUGGGAUCACAUAUGGAUUUCUAGUUUAGGGAAAGGGCCUUUAAAAUGCUCAGUCAGAGACGUCCUGUGUUUCACUAAACUACAAGCCCCAGAGUGCAGCAGGAGGCAGCCACAGGAUUUCAGAUGGUAUACAUACCCUUUGCCUAUUCUUUCAGCUCUAGUAUGAUAAGGCAAACCAUAAAUUGGGAUAAGUAGAGUCUAUAUAUUAUUCAUGCAGGAAUAGAAAAGAAGCUUGCUUGGACUGGUCUUCAGGAAUUGACCAAUAAUGUGACAAAUUCAAUCAGUUCAAGAGAGCGGAACUAGGAGAGGAGAAAGAAAGUUGUUCAGCUGGAUAGGAAAAUAGAAAACAGAAAGAAUUUGAAAUAGUGUACUGGCAGAGUCUAUCUAGAAUCCUAUUGGCAAUCCCAACCAAAGUAGACACGUUGAAUCAAGACCAUAUAUUGUAAUGGGUAAUACUAAUAGAUUCAGAAUUCUGUUGGAAAUCAGAGAAUUACCACAUUCUGGACUGGAAAGAGUUUACUUCACAUCUUAGAAAGUUUAAAGAACAUGACAGGCAAAUACAUUUGAUCAUUGAUUUAGUGGCUAGGUGGACCUUUUGUUAGUGUUGCAUUCAGGAGCCACCUCAACAUUCUCUACCUGGGGGAGAAUUCCACCCAUUGAUCUAGGGAAAGGUUGAUUUAGAGUUGAUAUAUAUGGUAGUAUUUCUGUUUACUACCCACAAAAACAAAUGGAUGACUUGCUCUCCAAACAGAGAUGUGUGUGUUAUGUUUAUGGUUCCCUAACCAUUUUUGGAGUUGUGGGGCGAUUUGCCAUAAAAAAAUAAAAUCUAUGUUUUGUAUACUUGUCACAUAAUCUUUAAUCAGUUAUCCCUCCCUAACCCAGUAAAGAUUGUAUGGAACUUCUUGCAAGACACAAAAUAGCAUUGUGCCUAUGAAGGUUUGCUACAUUCAGAGAUCUGAUGUUUUGCUUCAUUUCCACAACUUUAGAAUUAGUAAAAUAACAGAAUAAAGAGAAAACCAAGAUUCCGCCCUUCCCAGGUUUCACUGAGAAUUGCUUACUUUGAUUUGGGACAGGGAAACCCGCCUGCAGAAAUAGAGGUCCUCCUUUCGAAACUGAUAUUCUCAAAAUCUGAAAUGGAUUGGAAAUGUAAGUCUCAGAUGUGCUUAGGUAUUCUUAACUUCUUCUUGCAUCAGCUUUCAUUUAUUUUAGCUGCUGCCAUACUGUUGAUAACUUUUUGUGUACUUUUAUGUUAAGGGACUCCACAUUUUUCCUCUAGUUUCAACUCCCGGUGGCCCAAUUUCUCUUCUGGUUCAACACUCAGUAAGACCUCCAUCAUUCCUAAAAUGAGUUCAUAAUUCCUUUCCAAGGGUAAAUUCUCAAUGUUUUUGAAAUGUGGCCUAACACUGUAUGUUCCAUUCCACUGUGGCUUCUCUUCUUGAAAUACUAAUAGGUAGAAGUGUAUAUUUUACUCUUUCUCAGCACCCUAGGGUUGCUUCAUAUCUUAUGCUUCUAGUGGACACACACAAUGUUUCACAGAUACAUUUAAUCUAUUUCACGUAUGACAAAAUUGUAUUUAAUGGUAUGUAUGAUUCAGGUACAUAGACCAGAAAGUCCCAAUUGGCAGUAGCUUCCCAAUGUGUCUUCAAGAUGCGAAAUAAGAUGUGAAGAUAUCCUCAGGUCUGUAUUUGGAGAAUACAAACACUUAACUUUCAACACUUUUCAAGCAGUUGGAGAGAGAAAGAAUAUGCAGUGUUUCACUUCCUAUAAUGGGCUAUCAGUAAAACUAGGCUCCCAAGAUGACCACAGAAACACGCCAAGUAGCAGACAUCUAACAAUGCUUUCAAUAUCUGUUAAAUUUGGUAUUGAAAAUAUCAUGUGAGCCAGAAAUCUCUGGCCUUUGUCUUCAGUGGUGACCAGUUUGUGGCAUUUAGAUGUUGUAAAGCUAUAGCUUGCACUAUCCCUGGCUAGACUUAACAUUAGAUAGAGUCUGACCACAUCUGAAAGGCCACAGAUUGUCCCGAUACAUACUCACACAAUAUACAUGCACACACUUCUUUCUCUUCCUUCUGAAAUGGUAUUGCAAUGGUAUUCAUGCUUUCCUUUCUGUAUAAUUUUACGUUCACUGCCCAGUUGGUCUACUGACAUACUUCUGUACCUUCCUGGUUCUGAUUUAUCUGAAAGCAGUUCACCAGCAUCUCUCUCUUUCUAUGUGAUGGUAGAAUUGCAACUCGGCAACCAGUGGCUCCUCUGCUUGUAUUUCCCUUUCCAUCCUGCUGGAAAUCGUUCCAGCAUAUCCCCUCCCAUUGUCUCUCUUUUCUCCAUUCUUCACUGCUACACUCACGGUACUGGGCUCAGGAAAUGUGGGGCACACCUUGAACCCCAGCAGUGGUGCCUGCAGUUUUGUUUGUUAUCAUUUGCCAUUGCGUGAAGCCAUAAGACUGUCCAACCGACUCUUGGCCUGGAGGUGGCUGUUCUCCACUGCUACUCUGGGCGCUGGUGUUUUGAUACACCUGGCACUUUAACCCCUUGAAGCCAUUCCUUCUGCUAAUAAAUAAUAAUAAUAAUAAUAAUAAUAAUAAUAAUAAUAAUAAUAAUAAUAAAUAUAGCAAGAGGCUGCUUUAGGAACACAGUGUGGAUGCUUUCCUCUGUAGUCCUUUUCCUUUGUAUCCAAAGCAUUACUGCCUUUGAACAUAGCAUAUUAUAUACUCCAGGUAGUAGGCAGGGCACCUAGGCCAUAGUUCUCAGUAGUAUGUGCCCCCACUACCCCACCCUGCCCCAUCCAAUGUAAUUUUUUUAAAGGAGUGAUGUGCAACAAUGUUUAAUCCUUAAAAAUGAAAGAAAACUCAAGACUGUAGGGGACGUGGCCAGUAUGUUGUCCCCACUCCACCCUGAUGGUUCAAUGUAUAUUUUUGAUGUACUAUAUAUAUAAAUAUAUAUAUAAUAUUAUAUAUAAAAUGUUGAGAUUUAAGUAAAAAUAUUUUGAUAAUCAAAUUUGAUCACUCUACUGUGUUGUUUGUUCAAUAAAUGGAACUUGGGUGGAUGAGGAA
Messenger RNA from Anolis carolinensis (green anole), 13053 nucleotides. It is a transcript of the gene znf385c, whose product is annotated as zinc finger protein 385C. Gene Ontology annotation, molecular function: nucleic acid binding; zinc ion binding. The record is from RefSeq and is a predicted model, not a curated record. Gene Ontology annotation, cellular component: nucleus. NCBI's taxonomy places the organism in Eukaryota, Metazoa, Chordata, Lepidosauria, Squamata, Anolidae. Bases 711 to 2027 code for a protein of 438 amino acids. The transcript is spliced from 8 exons.